AUGCUCAUCAAAGAGUUCCGUGUAGUGCUACCCCUAACAGUUGAAGAGUAUCAAAUUGCUCAGCUGUACUCUGUAGCCGAAGCCAGUAAAAACGAAACUGGCGGUGGAGAAGGUAUUGAAGUAUUGAAAAAUGAACCAUUUACCAAUUAUCCCCUUUUGGGUGGAAAAUAUUCAGAAGGGCAGUAUACUUAUAAAAUUUAUCACUUGGCCAGCAAAGUACCUGGAAUGAUAAAACUUUUGGCACCUAAAGGAGCUUUAGAAGUUCACGAAGAAGCAUGGAAUGCUUACCCUUACUGCCGAACCGUGAUUACAAACCCCAACUAUAUGAAAGAAAAAUUUAUGAUAACUAUAGAAUCAUUUCACUAUGCUGAUCGAGGAACCCAAAAUAAUGUUCAUGAAUUAUCUCCUGAAAAACUAAAACAGAGAGAGGUACAAAUCAUUGAUAUUGGUAAUGAUUGUAUUUCAUCUUCAGAUUAUAAAGAAGAUGAAGAUCCUAAAAAAUUUAAAAGUCAAAAAUGUGGACGAGGUCCUCUCCAAGGAAAUUGGAUUGAAACAGCAAGCCCAGUUAUGACUUGCUAUAAAUUGGUAUCUGCAGACUUCAAAUGGUUUGGACUGCAGAACCGAGUAGAAAACUUAAUUCAAAAAUCAGAACGUCGUCUGUUCACAAACUUCCAUAGACAAGUAUUUUGUUGGAUGGAUCGCUGGCAUGGGCUAACGCUGCAAGAUAUUCGUGAAAUUGAAGAAAAAACUCGAGAAGUAUUAGACAGGCAACGCAAUGAAGGAACUGUUAGGGGAAUGAAAGCAGAUGCCGAUUAA
Macrosiphum euphorbiae (potato aphid) is the source of this 816-nucleotide messenger RNA. Lineage: Eukaryota; Metazoa; Arthropoda; Insecta; Hemiptera; Aphididae. The record is from the annotation of a GenBank genome assembly.